UUCUAGGGUGUGAGCCAUGUGGCAUUGCUCGCUGCACCAGACGUCAUAGUCUGCAAGAAGUUGCUGUAGCUUCCGUUCUCGAGGACUCACUGAAGGCUACACCAUCCCAAUCGCAGAAAAAUGCCAAGUCGAACUUGCUGCAUCUUCGAGUGAGAACCCAAACAUUGAAAGAACUGCUCAACUAGUUUUGGAACCCCUCUGCGGGACCGCUUGAUCGCUGGCAUCGAUGGGCUAUGCACCUGCGCUGUUGGCACGUCUCUUCAAAGUAUUGGCGGCCGAUUUGGCACUUUCGAUGGCAUCUUCAUGGAGCUGGCAGUGGUAUGUACUGGCUACCUGCCUUGUUUCCAGAGAGGAGAUGCAGGGUGUCGCCCACAUCGCGACAGCUACUUGGAAUGGUGGCACCAACUUUGACGGCUACUGGAAAAUUUCUCACAGCACUCACCGACUUUGUGCAACGGCGCUCCUGCAGACUUCUCCACAGAUUGGCUUAUGGAAGGCUGAGCUGCGGUGCACGAUAGCUCUGAGUGAACCACCCGCCGAAGACGACCGUUUGAAUCACGAACAGCGAGGUCAACCCAAGACACCAUCGAUGCCACUGUCAUCGGAUUCAUCUCCGAUGUCCUCAAACUGCAGGCAUGGGGAACCGGAAGAAAUUGCAUUCUUGGAUGCGAGGCAUGCCUCUUCAACAUAUCCUGCGAAGCAGACAUGGAAAUCAAUGGCAAAGGAGCCCAUGUGCAAUGGCCCAUGGUUGGGUCUCAAGAUUGUCCAUUGCGUCCUGGUGCAGGACCGCGCCUGCCACUGACUGCCGCGCUGCAGUGGCUGACAUAAGCCACCAUGUGGCC
Messenger RNA from Cladocopium goreaui, 842 nucleotides. The record is from the annotation of a GenBank genome assembly. Lineage: Eukaryota; Dinophyceae; Suessiales; Symbiodiniaceae.